This is a messenger RNA of Aphis gossypii (cotton aphid), 1434 nucleotides long. Its product is annotated as zinc finger BED domain-containing protein 5-like. Lineage: Eukaryota; Metazoa; Arthropoda; Insecta; Hemiptera; Aphididae. The record is from RefSeq and is a predicted model, not a curated record. The transcript has a single exon. Bases 1 to 1434 code for a protein of 477 amino acids.
AUGGAUAUAGGUUUUACAUGGUGUGGUCCAAAAGAUGAACCUAUUCCCGAGUGUAUUGUAUGUGGGAAAAUGUUGACCAACGAAUCGAUGGUGCCCAGCAAAUUGAAACGCCAUUUUAUUAAACAACAUUCUCACUUGAAGAAUAAAGACGUUCAUUAUUUCAGAAAACUUCUCAGUGAUCAAAAAAAAGAAGCAACCAAAUUUACAAAAAAGGUCAAAGUGUCCGAGAGGGCUCUCGAAGCAAGUUUUGUUGUUUCACAAAUGAUCGCCAACAACAUGAAAGGGCAUACUAUUGGAGAAAAACUAAUUAAACCUGCUUGUAAGGAAAUGGUGCGAAUAAUGAUUGGAAAUGAAGCGGCUCUUGAAAUCGAUAAGAUACCUAUGUCAAAUGAUACUGUUUCUCGUCGCAUCUGUUGUAUGUCGACAGAUAUUAAAGAGCUCGUUAUAGAAAAGAUAAAAAACUCUCGGUUCACACUUCAAGUCGAUGACUCAACUAGUAGCGACGGAAAAUGCUACAUGAUAGGAUUCGUUCGUUUUGUCGACGAUAAUGCUAUUGUAAGCCAGUUUUUGUGUCUGAAAGAGUUUAAAAAAAAUACUAGAGGUAAAGACAUUUUCAACACAAUUGAUUAUUUUUUUGAAAAUAAUGGAAUAUCGUGGAGUGACUGUGUUGGAAUUUGCACAGACGGAGCUCCAAGUAUGACUGGGAGUAUCAAGGGAUUUGUUACACUGGCUAAAAUAAAAAAUCCAUUAAUCGUUAAGACCCACUGUUUCAUCCACAGAGAAGUGCUGAUGACAAAAACGUUGGGUAGUGAAUUCAAUUCCGUUCUGAGUAAUUCCGUUCGUAUGGUCAACUACAUUAAAGGAAAGCCCCUAAAAAGUAGAAUUUUUGCCGAAAUUUGUGAAUCAAUGGAUGCUGAUUUCACAAAUUUGUUGUACCAUACCGAAGUGAGGUGGUUAUCCAGAGGAAAGGUUCUGUUACGUCUCUAUGAAUUGAAAGAGGAACUUUUGCUGUUUUUCAUGGAAGAGGAGAACAAUGAAUUUACAUGUUAUUUGGAAGACCACGACUGGAUAUCAAAAUUCGCAUUCUUGGCUGAUAUUUUUCAAUAUCUUAACCAGGUUAAUUCUAGUUUGCAAGGACCAUCAGAAAAUAUUUUAACUUCCACCGACAAAAUUUCAGCCUUUCAAGAAAAAAUGUCCGUGUGGUGUGCAAACUUGGAUAAAGGGAAUACAACUAUGUUUCCACUGUUUACGGGCCAGGAAAACUCCAGUCCUACCGUUCUAAAAAUCAUACGAAGUCACUUACAGACUUUACAAAUGUCUAUGAAACAUUAUUUUCCAGACUUAAACGUUGAACACUACGACUGGAUUCGGAACCCUUUUACUUCCAUGAUACAAACAGAUGACUGUGAGGUACAACAGGAAGCAGUGGAUUGA